Scatophagus argus is the source of this 4755-nucleotide messenger RNA. It is a transcript of the gene fgf14, whose product is annotated as fibroblast growth factor 14. Gene Ontology annotation, biological process: positive regulation of cell population proliferation; regulation of cell migration; cell differentiation. Bases 788 to 1537 code for a protein of 249 amino acids. Gene Ontology annotation, molecular function: growth factor activity; fibroblast growth factor receptor binding. Lineage: Eukaryota; Metazoa; Chordata; Actinopteri; Scatophagidae. The record is from RefSeq and is a predicted model, not a curated record. Gene Ontology annotation, cellular component: cytoplasm. The transcript has 5 exons.
UACAAGUUUGCAUUCAUUUAGCUCGCUGCAUCAAUUUAGAACUCUACUACGGCUGCGUAUUUGUUUCCAAACGCGUGACUUUUGAUCGGUCAUCGCAGGGUCGCCGACUGCCUCUCGCAAACUUGGGAGUUCGUUUCGCCCGGGCUGCUGUGCCUUCACUCGGGUGGUGAUCUUCGUAGGAGGCGCCUUGCAUUUGCUUGAUUGUUGGCAUCGCACAUGCACGGGCGAUCCCGCCGCUACCCAAACAGCGACUUCUGAUAGAGCAGCCUCGUUUGGCAGAAGAAGGAGAAAACGGAGGGGGAAAGAGUGGGUGAGUGUUGCUGUGAGGACGCUGCAGCCGGUACUGGACAUUUAGGGAGGCGAUGCCACUGAACAUGUCACAGACAAUGAACAAAAACAUCACUGUACAGGUAUGAAUAAUCCUCUGAAACCCCGCUCUGCGUGAGUUUGGCUAAGCUCUUCAUCAGGACUAUGAUCUUUGGUGCAUGUAUGGAAUUACGCAUGAACUGAGCUCAUAUUUUUUCCAUCAUAUCCAAGAAUUUUUCGAGUGAUGAGGACAGCUGUUUUAACAGUGCAAUUAUCAUGUAGUAUCUGGACAAAAAAGAAAAGCAGCUCCUAAAAAAUAUAUACAUAUAUAAAUAUAUAUUUGACAUUUGACAUCACGCAACGGACCGCUUAGCCGCCACCAUGGGACUGUGACCCGGGCUGCGAGCUCUGACAGGCGGCUGUUUGUGUAGUCUGUGCUCCGUGUGCAGGCUGGACCUGAGCAGUUGUGACAUUUUAAGCCAUGGCUGCUGCUAUCGCAAGUGGGCUGAUCAGACAGAAGAGGCAAGCACGAGAGCAGCAUUUAGACCGGCCCUCGACCAACCGGCGGAGGAAAAGCCCCAACAAGAAUAAGGGACUCUGCAAUGGGAACCUGGUCGACAUCUUCUCUAAAGUGCGCAUCUUCGGCCUCAGGAAGCGGAGACUACGGAGACAAGAUCCCCAGCUCAAGGGUAUAGUGACCAGGUUAUAUUGCAGGCAGGGAUACUACUUGCAAAUGAACCCCGAUGGCUCUCUUGAUGGGACCAAGGAUGACAGCAGUAAUUCCUCUUUGUUCAACCUUAUUCCUGUGGGCCUCCGAGUUGUUGCCAUUCAGUCCGUGAAGACAGGGUUAUACAUCGCCAUGAACGGGGAGGGCCAUCUGUACACAUCAGAACUCUUUACAGCGGAGUGCAAGUUCAAAGAGUCGGUGUUUGAGAACUACUAUGUGAUCUACUCGUCUAUGUUGUACAGACAACAGGAGUCGGGGAGAGCUUGGUUCCUAGGGCUCAAUAAGGAGGGCCAAGCCAUGAAGGGAAACCGAGUGAAAAAAACCAAACCAGCUGCUCACUUCCUGCCCAAGCCAUUAGAAGUCGCCAUGUACAGAGAGCCAUCGUUGCAUGAUGUUGGAGAGACGGUGCCCAAGGCGGCGGUGCCUCCAAGUAAAAGCACAAGUGAGCCAGUGGUGAUGAACGGGGGUAAACCUGUCAGCAAGCCCGACAAGCCCACCACAUAGCCACACCUGAUUAGUGCCCAGUGUGUGUGUGUGUGUGUGUGUGUGUAUGUAUACUUGUGUGUGUGUGUGGAGGGGGGAGGGAAUGUGACAGAGGCAGGGCUUUCACUCGACCAGACUCUGGACCCUCUUUCUUCUGUGGAUCAGAUCCAGAUGAACCUCUCUCCUUUCCUUUUUUCCGCUUGCUCCUGGACGGGUGGAUUCUGAGGCGGCUGAGAUUCUCCAGCACAGGAGGGAAGAAGACCUCUGAUCAUGGAAUGCCUUCAGUUUCCUAUAAAACUGUGAGAAUUCAUGUGAAUAAUGCGUGUUUCACGUGCACGCUUUUGGUGGUACUUUGCUUGCUGACGGUACAUUCAAGAAACCUUCCCCCUCUCUAUAAUGCCCUGUUGCAGCAGAGUCUGUGUACCUUCAGAUCUAUUUUCUAUACCACAGUUCACCAGCUAUGUUCUGGGAUAGAGACUGUAUAGAUAGAGUAAAUAUUUGGACUGUCGUCCUCUAUUUUUUACGAGUAUGUUCCCUUCUCCCUCUCUUUCUAUCUCUAGUCACACACUUUUCUCUUUGUCAAGGAACCUAGAAAAGAUAAAAACAUUUUGCAAGGGAGUUGUGUGAUUUUCUAAGAAACACAUUCACACAGAUGUGGCAUAAAACAUAAUAUAAAAACAUAUAUUUAAAAAAAACUAUCCAAAUAUUCUUCUUGCCUACAACAUGCACACACUCACACUUACCGACAGACACACAAAGUUUAUGGGGAAAAAGUCAGAGAUGUUGCUUUCUACAGCUGAUAAAACACACUGGAGGCUGGCAGAUAGCUCCUGCAAUCAUAGUUGAUGAAGUGCUAAUUACCGUCACUGCAAUCAAUGUGAGGAGCUCCCUACACACAUACAAGCACACACACACAUUUAUAAACAGAUGUGUGUGUGGGUGGGAGAGCGCUGUAAGGAAUGGUGUAUACAUAUCACUAUCUAAGUCCCACCAGCGGUUCAGUCCGCCUUCUCUGGUAAAUAGAAAACCUGAAGUCUAUUUUUCUUUAAUCUUAUUUCAGAGCAUGGGCUCUAGGAAUAUCUCUAGGCCUUGUAGGCCUCUGUCCCUCACUCACUGACUUUUUUGGACUACAAGGCAAGGCUUGUGGCUUUGACCCAGAUGGUCUUUAACUGCAGCACUGGCAGCCAUCUUAUGGCAGCGUCUACUUAAAACCAGAAAACAACAUGGCUGAAAACCAGUAGGCGACAUUUGUACUGGCUGCAUCCCUAUUUGGUUUAGCAAACUAAAGCAUGGGCAAGGUUAAUAUUGUGUUCUCUCUUCUUACAGCAGUUAUACAAGAGCUGGCUUGUAUUGUAACAAUUUCACUGUAUAAAACUUAGGGAAAAUGGCUAUUAAAAAUCAUAACUUUUUAAAUGACUAGAUUGUUAUUAUUAUUAUGAUUAUUAUUGUUAUUAUUAUUAUUAUUAUUACUACGAGAGGAUUUGUCUCCUAGCUCAGCAUGCAGAGUCCAGUACUGAUCAUCUUGGCCUAUCACGUGCCUGUUUGGACCUUGAUUCCCGGCAUGCAAAAACAGGUUCCCAGUCCCCACUGGGCCAAAGGUGCCUCACCCACCCGAUACAUCCAUGUACAGGACACGUAGCAUUAUCCAUUGAAAAAAUCCUCACUCAGAUGUAUUCAUCCUGAAAUGACCAAAGUCUUUUUUCAUCCCAAGAAAAAGUGAUUCUUUAAUAGAAGGAAAAAAAAAAAAAUAAAUCCUGAUUCUCUCUCUGAUUCUGAUCCAUGGAAGCUUUCACUGUGAUAGCGUUUGUUCUGUAGGAAAGAAUCAACUCUCCUCAGACCCUGGGUGGUCUUGACUGAUGUCAUUUUUGGAGAAGUACGUAUACCUUGAAUUAAUCACAUGCAUGUAUUUUGUAUAAGGAACAAGGUAUGGGUACAGUUCUUCACUUUGCGUAAGCUGAAUAGCACUGAAGUUCGGUGUGGGAGUUGAGUGGGCAUGUUGAAGGCUACAGCACACUCACAGCUGAAGUGAAGGUAACCCACUGCACUUUCUGUUUUGCAUCUUCAUCAUGACUGUUAGCAGUUUAUUAAAGCUCUACCUGAUCGAUCAAUUUAUAACGUUUGUCUUGCUUUAAAGAUUUUUCCUAAUAGUUUUGUUAGAUAGGAUUUAGAAUAUUAAGUAGAUUGUUGCUGCUGUGUGCUGCUAAAAUUGCAACUAUACUAGGAAAUUUAUUUGGUACAUAUAAUUUUUAGUUUAUUGGGAGUACACAUGACCAUUUCUUAUCACAGCACAUCAAAGCACAUUAGUUAAAAUCCAAUAUUUGUCUGUACAAAGCUGUUAAUGCUAUAACAAACACACACACACACACACACACACAUACACACACACGCACACACACAGGAGCUGGAAACCACCAUAGUUGUAUUUGGGGUUGAUGUUCUGUCCUCAUUGCAGCCAAUCAUCCUCCACUCUUACAAACUCUACAUGCUGGGCUGGCUGCUGCUCCAGCCAUGCAGUCCAGUUAAAUGGCUCCUUCAAGGCUGACUUUAUUUUUGUAAAUGACCAGUGUGUAAAUGUGCGUACAUCUCUAUUUGGAUGUCUGUAUCCACCAUUUAUUUUCUUGUUUUUUCUUUUGACCUCUUUUUCUCUCGUAUACGGGUCGCGUGUGAUGUCGAUCUCCUGAUCACUUCUGCUUUGUUCCUCCUCUCUUCGGAUGUGUUGCAAGAAUAUUCCAGGAAACUUAGUUUCUCUGUUGCUUCUGUUUUCAAUCUCAUAUUUUGUACACUGUCCCAUCUGUUGCAUGGGGAGAGGAUGGCAUUGAUGAACUGCAUGUAGUAGGCUAUGUCUAUCAAGAACUGUUGGUAUGUACCGCUAAUUUUACAUACAUAUAUGCAACGAGUUUGUCUACACUAUACAGUUUGUGUUUGUUGUAUACACAUAUACAACAUAUUGAGUAAAAUAUUUAUAUAAAGGUGUACUGUAAUGUCAGUAACAUACUUAAUGCAAUAUAGAGUGCAGUAUAUUAUUGCACCUGUCAUUUUUGAUGGGACAAAGAAAACAGAGGGGUUGGCUAGUUUAAGCAUGAAAAAGGCCAAAGUAGAAUUUACAUUAAAUUUUCUUUGAGACUCCUUAUCGGUCCUCUUUUCAAGCGGUGACUGAGCUCUUGUGUCAAUGCAGCUCUCAUCCCCUGACGCCACCUUUUGAAGUGACAUGGACAUCCAGCAUGCCACAACUGAACUAU